GGCAGCCUGGGCUGGCUGCAGAGCUCAGGCCACUCCGGGCCAGAUGCCGGCUGCCUGCCACUCCUGUUGUGCCUCUCAUGGCCCGCUCCGGGAAUGCCACACCACCUGCCCGGGCCCCAGGAGCCCCUCCACAGAGCCCACCCUGGGAGCUUGUGCAGGAUAUCAAUGGGGCCCCCAGAGAGCUGCGCCCUCGGCUCUGCCACCUGCGAAAGGGACCCCAGGGCUAUGGGUUUAACCUGCACAGUGACAAGUCCCGGCCUGGUCAAUACAUUCGCUCUGUGGACCCAGGCUCACCUGCUGCCCACUCUGGCCUCCAUGCCCAGGACCGGCUCAUUGAGGUGAACGGGCAGAAUGUGGAGGGGCUGCGCCAUGCUGAGGUUGUUGCCCGCAUCAAGGCACGGGAGGAUGAGGCCCGGCUACUGGUGGUGGACCCUGAGACAGAUGAACACUUCAAGCGUCUGCGGGUGACACCCACUGAGGAGCAUGUGGAAGGUCCACUGCCAUCACCAGUCACCAACGGGACCAGCCCUGCCCAGCUCAAUGGUGGCUCAGUAUGCUCAUCUCGAAGCGACCUGCCAGGCUCGGACAAGGACACUGAGGACGGCACUUCCUGGAAGCGGGACCCCUUCCAAGAGAGUGGCCUCCACCUGAGCCCUACAGCAGCCGAGGCCAAGGAGAAGGCUCGAGCCACACGUGUCAACAAGCGGGCACCGCAAAUGGACUGGAACCGGAAACGUGAGAUCUUCAGCAACUUCUGAGCCCCUUCCUGCCUAUUUGGCCCCUGGGCCUCAGGCCCCAUCCAGAGCUCCCCAGGCCUCAGUGGACUGGAGGGUGGUUUCACCACCUCCAGAAACCAACCUGUGCCCCAGUGAGUCCCUUCCUGCCCACUCCCCACCAGGUGCUGGGUCCUGCUGCAGCAAUAUGGG
Molecule: messenger RNA, 926 nt
Organism: Ictidomys tridecemlineatus (thirteen-lined ground squirrel)
Lineage: Eukaryota; Metazoa; Chordata; Mammalia; Rodentia; Sciuridae
Gene: Nherf2
Product: NHERF family PDZ scaffold protein 2
Biological process (GO): protein localization to plasma membrane
Cellular component (GO): apical plasma membrane
Molecular function (GO): protein-membrane adaptor activity; signaling receptor binding
Source: RefSeq, a predicted model, not a curated record